Scedosporium apiospermum is the source of this 1446-nucleotide messenger RNA. Its product is annotated as COP9 signalosome complex subunit 2. Gene Ontology annotation, cellular component: COP9 signalosome. The transcript has 3 exons. The record is from RefSeq and is a predicted model, not a curated record. Gene Ontology annotation, biological process: protein deneddylation. Lineage: Eukaryota; Fungi; Ascomycota; Sordariomycetes; Microascales; Microascaceae. Bases 1 to 1446 code for a protein of 481 amino acids.
AUGUCUGAUGACGAUUUCAUGCAAGAGUCCGAUGAGGACUACGACUUCGAGUACGAGGAUGAUGAGGAUGAAGAUUCCGGCGAUGUCGACAUCGAGAACAAGUACUACAACGCCAAGCAGAUCAAGCAGAGCGAUCCCGACGAUGCCAUUUCCGAAUUCCUAGCCAUUCCGGGUCUAGAGGAAACGAAGGGUGAAUGGGGAUUCAAAGGGCUCAAACAGGCGAUCAAGUUGGAGUUUUUACAUGCGAAAUACGACAAGGUUGUCGAGCAUUAUGCGGAGCUUUUAACCUACGUCAAGUCGGCAGUUACGAGGAACUAUUCGGAGAAGUCCAUAAACAACAUGCUUGACUUCAUCGAGAAGGGCUCGCAAGACGACGAGUCUGCCAAGUGCGUCGAACAGGUGUACUCGCUCACACUCGAAAGCUUCCAGAACUCCAACAACGAACGUUUAUGGCUCAAGACAAACAUCAAGCUUGCGAAGCUGCUUCUUGACCGGAAAGACUACGCCGCCGUUGCCAAAAAGGUCAAGGAACUGCACAAAGCAUGCCAGCGCGAGGACGGAUCCGACGACCCCAGCAAGGGCACGUACUCGCUCGAAAUCUACGCGUUGGAGAUUCAGAUGCACGCGGCUACCAAGAACAACAAGCAACUCAAGCGGCUUUACGAGAGAGCGCUUAAGGUGCGCUCGGCCGUGCCGCAUCCCAAGAUCAUGGGUAUCAUCCGGGAGUGCGGAGGAAAGAUGCACAUGAGCGAGGAGAACUGGGACGAGGCGCAAAAGGACUUUUUCGAAUCUUUCCGCAAUUAUGACGAGGCUGGUUCGCUGCAGAGGAUCCAAGUCCUCAAAUAUCUACUCCUAACGACCAUGCUGAUGAAGUCCAACAUCAAUCCUUUCGACUCUCAGGAGACCAAGCCGUACAAGUCUGAUCCUCGCGUUGCGGCGAUGACCAAGCUCGUUGAGGCUUACCAGCAAGACGACAUCCACCGCUACCAAGCCGUCCUCCGCGAGAGCCAGGACCUCCUCUCCGACCCCUUUAUCGCCGAGAACAUCGACGAGGUCACGCGUAACAUGCGGACAAAGGGUCUCAUGAAGAUUAUCACCCCCUUCGACCGCGUCACUCUACAAUGGCUCGCCAACCGCCUCAAGAUUUCCGAGGAAGACGUCGAGGAUAUCCUCGGAUUCCUCAUCGCGGACGGCAAGCUCGACGCCAGGAUCGACCAGCAGCAGCGCACGGUCAAGUUCCUGUCACGUCCGGACGCUUCGCGGCUCAAGUCUCUGCAGGAGAUGGCUAAUGCCGUGACUCAGCUGUCGAACGCGGUUCACAAGGAUAAUAGCAGUAGCCAACGCUACGAUUUGAGGGAGAACAAGAAUUCUACACCGAACACGAAGAGGAGUUACCGAUCCGACCGGGAAAGCGUCGUCCCUUCGCAGCCAAAGUUCCUGGGAUGA